CAUCGAAUGUUUUCUAAUAAAGGCUAAAGAACAGAAAAUAGGACAAACGUAGGGCUCUGCAAAGAAGGCUCCCCCCUUAUAAAGGUGAGAAAAUGAGAAAACAGAGAUGUAAAGUGGCUUCUCCAAGGUAACCCAGGGGGUGGGGCUGAGCUUGGAGUCCUAAACCUGCAUACUCGCAGCUCAGCCCUGACCACUCCAUCUGAGAACCUGCCUGGAAUAUUUCCAAGGGGGUCGCUCUGAAGACCCCAAAGACACCUGACUCCAGUCCCACUCCCCGACUUUACCAUGCGUUGGGCGCAUUUUGGCUCAGCGACUCACUUUGCCUUAAUCAGGGCACAAAUGAGGUCUCAGCAACACCCCUUCCUUGCCUUCACACUCGCCCACAACCGUCCACCCAGGAUUUCCGGCGCCAUCUCAGACCUCGGUGGAGAGUUGAAAACCUCUUCUGACACCACUAAACAGCAUCUUUCGGCACAGGAGUUGGGAAUUUUCCACAGCUGAAGCGUUCCUCUGCUUUUCACUAUGGGACAGGGCCUGGCAAAUUCCUUAUGAGCCCUGGGGGAGCUGACUAGACCCGCCCGGCCGUCAGUCCCACGCUGGGUCCUGGUAGGCUCUCGGAGCUGUCCGUUUUGACAGGGUGCUGUGCGCAGGCGCGAAAGGUGCCGGGACUGGGCUGAGUGCUGGGGUCGCAGAGCUACUGGAUCGGUCGGAGAUGGCAGAGGUGGAAGAGACACUGAAGCGACUUCAGAGCCAGAAGGGAGUACAGGGAAUCAUCGUGGUGAACACAGAAGGCAUUCCCAUCAAGAGCACCAUGGACAAUCCCACCACCACACAGUAUGCCAACCUCAUGCACAACUUCAUCUUGAAGGCCCGGAGCACCGUGCGUGAAAUCGACCCCCAGAAUGACCUCACCUUUCUUCGAAUUCGCUCCAAGAAAAAUGAAAUUAUGGUUGCACCAGAUAAAGACUAUUUCCUGAUUGUGAUUCAGAAUCCAACUGAAUAAGCCACUCUCUUGGCUCCGUGCAUCAUUCCUUAAUUUAAUAGCCCCCAAGAAUAAUAAUGUUAAGCAUGUCAACCAACUGGCAGGUGGAAAUCACCUUCGAGCCUACUUAGACCAGUCCAGUGACCAAAGUCAUCAAAGUUGUCCCUCUGCUGGCCAGUCACCCUUGAGUUCUUGGGUGGGCCUUCUUUCCUCAUCUCCAGAUUUUGGAGCAAGAGCUUUGAGCAGUCCACACCCUGCUUCCUUCUGACCUUCAGCUCACUUUGUCACCCUUGGAAAAGGCUGUUUUUCUUUAACUAAAAAUAACUGAAAUGCUUA
Molecule: messenger RNA, 1318 nt
Organism: Panthera uncia (snow leopard)
Lineage: Eukaryota; Metazoa; Chordata; Mammalia; Carnivora; Felidae
Gene: DYNLRB1
Product: dynein light chain roadblock-type 1
Exons: 4
Coding region: 713-1003 (96 amino acids)
Biological process (GO): microtubule-based movement
Cellular component (GO): cytoplasm; cytoplasmic dynein complex; centrosome
Molecular function (GO): dynein intermediate chain binding
Source: RefSeq, a predicted model, not a curated record